Messenger RNA from Macrosteles quadrilineatus (aster leafhopper), 1346 nucleotides. RefSeq names its product androgen-dependent TFPI-regulating protein-like. NCBI's taxonomy places the organism in Eukaryota, Metazoa, Arthropoda, Insecta, Hemiptera, Cicadellidae. Bases 269 to 997 code for a protein of 242 amino acids. The transcript is spliced from 6 exons. Gene Ontology annotation, cellular component: membrane; endomembrane system. The record is from RefSeq and is a predicted model, not a curated record.
AUCGAUCGAUAGGCCUACUGGCCUACUCAGACUCGCCUACUAUACACUAGCAGAUAGUGCAGUACAGUGGCACAUCAAUAACCUACUUUGCCACGACCAAGACCAGCCAGCCGCCAGCCACACCAUAACCUGAGAACCUGACCACGGAAACAGAACUGCUGUCGCUUCGAGGUUAGUUCCAGGUGAAGGUUAGUAGGAGGAUAAGGAAAAUUACAAUAAACUAGUACCUGUGCUGUUAAUUUCUGAGCAAAUCUACAAACGUAGUCAGAUGGCAGUCACAAGUCUACUUUAUCAUGUAACUGUUGUCGGCUACUUCAUGGUGGUCACUCACUGGAUGAAAGAAAACAUGCUGGAGUUCAAACCUGAGGAGAUAAAUGAUCCAGUGGUACGUCACGUCAAAAGGUUUUCGCUGCGAUAUCUUACCAACUGGACUUUUACUCUGCAAACUAUAUACUUUCUCGUGGCUCUCGUAGAAGAUGUGUUGAGUGUUUUCAAAGGACAAGAAAGAUUAAAGGAUAAAGUAAAUAAGUUUAAGAACUACUUCUUCACAGUACUGGUGGCACCAAUGGCUUUGUUGGUCUCAAUAGUUUUCUGGGGUAUUUGGUCCGUAGACCGCAACCUCAUAUUCCCCACAGUAUUGGACAAGUACCUGCCUCCUUGGAUCAACCAUUCUCUCCACACUACCACCUCAGUUGUAGUCUUGCUGGAGAUGUAUCUCUGUUUUCAUAAAUAUCCUUCAUUCAAACCUGCGCUGCUUGGAAUUACACUGUACUUGCUCUGCUACUCAGUCUGUCUGAUGCUGACUUACUAUCAGAGUGGUGCUUGGCUCUACCCUGUGUUUAAAACCCUUAACUGGACCCUCAGGAUAACAUUCUGUUUAGCAACAUACGUUCUAGCAAUCGCUCUCUACGGAGCUCAAUACUUCCUCAACAAAGUUUUUUGGGAUGAGAAAGCUGCUACUAAGAAAGCACCCAAGAAGAAACACAAAAAACACUAAUUGAUUGAUAUUUGUUUUAACUUCAAGACACAGUCAUUCCAUUACAGUCAUUCCAUGCUAAAUAGUUACCUAAAUUUAAAAUUAGUUAAUUGAGCUAUAACUUAUAUAAAAAUAGUCUAGAUUGAAAGAAUAUUUGUACUUACAUUUAAUACUUACUUACAGAUCAUUUUAAACAUUUACAAAAUAAAGAAUCAAAUUUAUUUGUGAUGUAAGCAAAGCGAUACUGUAUAUGAAAUUAAGUAAUCUAACUUUUGUUAUACCAGUAUACUGGUAAAAAAAAUUUGAAUUUCAAUUAUGUUCAGUAUUAUAACUUUAUAGUUUAUACAGCCUAAUCACAUAAUUUUUUUAA